AUCGCGCUAACCAACAAUCAAUCGAGCCGCAUUAUCUUGAACGCAAACAACAUGUCCCUCGACGAAGGCGCCCAGAUCCGAGUGAAGUUCGUGACCAAGAAUGCGGCGAUCCGCGUCACAGAGACGCCGUUCGCUGUGCCGAUCAAGCUGGCGCGCGCGGGAUUGUCUCAAGUCGUCAACCACUUGCUCAACACGGCAACGCCCAAGCCAUUCGACUUCCUCGUCGAAAACACGUUCCUGCGCACGACUUUGGAGAAGUAUGUCGUGACCAACCACUUGACGGACGAAGCCGUGCUCACGCUCGAGUACGUGGAAGCGCACUUGGAACCAGAGGAGUCGCAGUCGCAGAACCACCCAGAUUGGAUCAGUGCCGUCAGCAGCUACAACGGGGUGAUCGUGACUGGCUGCUACGAUGGGAUUCUGCGCGUGUUUGCUCAGUCGGGCGAGUUAUUGGGCUCUGUCAAAGCGCACGACACCGUGAUCAAGUCGAUCUCGAUCUACGAGGAUGUAAUUGUCACGGGAAGCAAAGACUUGACGGCCAAAGUGUGGUCGUGGGACGCCACGACCAAGUCGCUUGCGUUGCUCGGCGUGAAUGGCGGCCACGGCAACAGCGUGGAUGCGGUCGCCGUGCACGACCAACAGGUGGUCACGGGCAGCUGGGACAACACAGUGCGCGUAUGGUCUGUGCCUACUGCCGCCGCAGUACACGACAACAACGAGGAUCAAGACCGCGGCGGCGCCUCCGUAACAAAGAAGCAAAAGACCAGCGCCAACGGCGCGUCCAAGGCCAAAGUGACCCAGCAAGAAGCGUCAACCAUCCUGCCAGGGCACACGGCGGCGGUGCUCGCGGUGGCCGUGGAUGCCCAUCAAGCACAUGUGUUGUACUCGGGGUCGAUGGAUCGAUCGAUCAAGCUGUGGGAUCUCACCACCGAACGUUGCACGCAAACCAUGGUGGGUAGUAGUCAGGACUGGAAGCGUUUUGAACCAAUGAAGGAAGGGGGGUCUCAUGUGUGAUAUUUGCCUCGGUAGACUGGCAGUAGUACCCUCAGUGACAUGAGUGUGUCGAGUACAGGCACGAUUCUCAGCGCCCACCCAGACAACCACAUUCGCUUGUGGGAUCCUCGCGCGGGAAAGGCCGGCACGACGUUGGUGCAAGCAACGUUCACGUCGCACAAGCAGUGGGUCAGCGCCGUCGAGUGGUCGCCUUUGAACGCACAUCAGUUUGUCUCGUCGGGGUAUGACGGCGCCGUCAAACUAUGGGACUCCCGCAGCUCCAUCCCGCUCUUCACGCUGGCGGCACACACCGGGAAGGCCCUGGAUGUGGCCUGGUUGCCCAACACCAAGCCUGCGUUCGUCAGUGGUAUGUGCCUCAUCGUUUGUAGUGUCUUGCCCGAGGCUAACUACUCUUGGGACGUUCAUUGCAGGAGGGGAGGACUGCCAGCUCAAGUUCUACGCCACCGCCUAAUGCAACGAAAAAAACAGAUGAAUUUUUGAUUCGA
Messenger RNA from Aphanomyces astaci, 1499 nucleotides. RefSeq lists its product as hypothetical. The record is from RefSeq and is a predicted model, not a curated record. The transcript is spliced from 6 exons. Gene Ontology annotation, cellular component: preribosome, large subunit precursor. Gene Ontology annotation, molecular function: protein binding. The coding region runs from base 52 to 1014 and encodes 320 amino acids. Gene Ontology annotation, biological process: ribosome biogenesis. Lineage: Eukaryota; Oomycota; Saprolegniomycetes; Saprolegniales; Verrucalvaceae.